AUGGGCGGUGGCACUUCACUGUGGGCAUCUCCAGAAUGGAAGAAUGACCCUAAAGAGAUCUUUAACCGGAAACUUCUUCUUCUUGGCGUUACCAUUGCCAUGGCGGGUUGCUCCUACGGUUUCGAUCAAGGAAACAUCGGUGGUGUCAUGACAUUUGUCUCUUUUCGAAAGGCCAUGGGAUUUGACGACCUGCAACCAUCAGAGGUGGACCAACGAGAGGGAAAUAUUGCUGCUAUGUUGGCCGCAGGUGGCUCAGCCGGUGCAUUGCUCGCAGCACCAUGUGCCGAUUUCCUGGGAAGGAAGAGGUCCGUGACAAUCAUGUCCGGCUUGUUUUUGAUCGGAUGUGCCAUGCAAGAAGUGCCUCAUUUGAACGUGCUGUACGCUGGAAGACUCCUGGCUGGCAUCGCGAUCGGUGCGACCUCAAUGUUAGCGCCUCAGUAUCUCGCAGAAAACUCGCCAAAGACUAUUCGAGGUUCUCUCACAACAUCUUACAACCUCAUGAUUGUACUGGCGCUCUGCCUGGCCUUUUGGGUCAACUACGGGGUGAGCUUGUGGCCUGAGCAGAACCCAAACGAUAACACUUCUUGGCAAUUGGCUCUGGGUAUUCAAUUGAUACCAGGAUUCUUUCUCUUCUGUCUUAUCUGGUUUGUGGUCGAAACUCCCCGUGCUCUCAUCUCGAAAGGAAAGAAAGAUCGCGGACUAGAAAACCUUUGCAAGCUACGAGGCCUGCCAGCGGAUCACCCCUAUGUUCACCAAGAAUACAUGGAGAUCAAUGCCCAGGCCGAAUAUGAACAAAGCCAAUACAAAGGCUACAACUACAUUGCCGUUUUCAAGGAUAUUGGCACGAAUGCCAGCAAUCGGCGUCGCUUCUUCCUCGCCGUCAUGUUGUUUAUCUUCCACAAAGGCACAGGAACAGAUUCGCUAAAUUACUUCGCACCUGAGAUUUUCGCCAUGAUCGGCGUGCCUCGUGGCUCCAGCUCUCUGUUGACUGUUGGCAUCUAUGGUCUUGUCAAGUUGGUUGCGACAGUGAUUUACGUCACUCUCAUUGUUGACCGCGUUGGACGGCGCCUUCCACUUAUGAUCGGGGCAACAAUUCAAGCCUGCGCCAUGCUUUACAUUGGGCUUUUCAUCCGCUUUGCCAGUCCCGAGGCUGGUGGUGGUACCUCAGCUGGCGGCUACGUUGGAAUCAUCUGGAUUUAUCUUUACGCUGUCGGAUGGUCUUUUGGUCACUGUGUGGCUCCGUACGUUGUUGCUGCUGAAAUCUUUCCGGCUCGUAUCCGAUCGGUCUGCAUGUCGUUCUGUCUGUUCACCAACUGGAUUGUGAACUAUGGUAUCACUUCUGCAACGCCCCACAUGAUGCGCACUAUGGGCUACGGAACCUUUCUCUUCUUCUCUGUCAUCACGUUCAUUGGUGUCGGUUUCGUUUACUUCUGUUUGCCCGAGCUGAAGGGCAGGAGCAUGGAGUCUAUGGACGACCUCUUCUCGCAUUCGCUGUGGUCGAUGUUCCGGCGGGUGUAUCCUACGAGCGAUGAACUGGUACGUCACGAUGUUCAGGAACAGCUUGCUCGAGAGGAUAAGAAUGACGGCACGCACGUUUCGAUGGUUGAAGAACAGGAGGCGGGGAAGCGGGUAUAG
Molecule: messenger RNA, 1635 nt
Organism: Verticillium dahliae VdLs.17
Lineage: Eukaryota; Fungi; Ascomycota; Sordariomycetes; Glomerellales; Plectosphaerellaceae
Product: quinate permease
Exons: 7
Coding region: 1-1635 (544 amino acids)
Biological process (GO): carbohydrate transport; transmembrane transport
Cellular component (GO): membrane
Molecular function (GO): carbohydrate:proton symporter activity
Source: RefSeq, a predicted model, not a curated record